This is a messenger RNA of Passer montanus (Eurasian tree sparrow), 2684 nucleotides long. RefSeq names its product TBK1 binding protein 1 (gene TBKBP1). The record is from RefSeq and is a predicted model, not a curated record. The coding region runs from base 552 to 2552 and encodes 666 amino acids. NCBI's taxonomy places the organism in Eukaryota, Metazoa, Chordata, Aves, Passeriformes, Passeridae. Gene Ontology annotation, cellular component: cytoplasm. The transcript is spliced from 9 exons. Gene Ontology annotation, biological process: canonical NF-kappaB signal transduction.
CCUGAUUUCUACUCCCAGGUGCCCGGGGGACCCCCGGGCUGGGGGUGCCGGUGGGGCCGGGCUGUCCCCCCCGCCACCCGGCAGAGCUCUCCUCCCUCUGCCCGCCCUGUGCCAUCAACAGGGGACAGGGACAGGGACAGGGACAGGGACAGGGACAGGGACAGGGGACAGGGACAGGGACAGGGACAGCGGCAGAGCGGGCUGCGCUGGCCCGGGGCGCUUUUCCCACCGGGAAACAUCCCGGGAGCCCCGCGCGGGGUGAGCGCUGCGGCAGCGCGGGGCUGGGGUCCCGGGGGUCCCGGGGGGCUGGGGGCAGUGCCGGGAGCCGGGUGCUCCGGGGGGCGAGCGGCAGAUCCGGUAUUUAGGGCACGGCUGCGCGAGGCGUGGGAGGCCGGGAAGCGGCUCCCGUGCGGCACCGGCGGCACCGGCCGCUAUUUCUGGUGCUCGCUCCCCCGAGGGAACGGCAGGAAUGUCACCGUGUCCCCCCGGGGCUCUGCCCGGGGUGCAGGUACCGGGACCUCUGUCCCCUCUUUGCCCGGUGGUGGCAUGGCAUGGCAUGGCCGGGGUCCCCUUGUCACCCCCGGGGCAGCGCGGGGUUGGAGCCGCUGCUGGUGGCAGCUGCUGGGACUGUCACCCGGUGCCACCGGGACGGGCUGAGCUCCCCCGGACCCCGCCCUGACCCACCCGGGCUGGCUGGGCCACCCCCGCUGGUGUCCCCUGGCUGGGCCGGCCCUGCCCCGCUGUCACCGCUGUGUCCCCGCAGGCAGGACAUGGACUCCAUGUUCGAGGACGACAUCAGCAUCCUGACGCAGGAGGGGCUGGGGCCGGACGAGGACUGGCUGGACAGCCCCAACACCGACCUGUCGGGCGAGAUGUGCUCGGCCUCGCACUUCGCCCUCAUCACCGCCUACGACGACAUCAAGAACCGGCUCACGGGGCUGGAGAGGGAGAACUCCACGCUCAAGCGCCGCCUCAAGAUGUACGAGGUCAAGUACCCCCUGAUCGGCGAGUUCGGCGAGGAGCACAUCUUCUCCCUCUACGAGGCCAAGGAGAACUCGCUGCUCAAGAGCGAGAAGGCGUCGCUGCAGCAGCAGCUCAACCAGUUCCAGCACGAGCUGCAGAAGAGCAAAGAGCGGGAGGAGCAGCUGGAGGAGAUGAUCCAGGCCUACGAGAAGCUGUGCGUGGAGAAGGCGGACCUGGAGACCGAGCUGGGAGAGAUGCGGGCGCUGGUGGAGACGCACCUGAGCCGCAUCCGGAGCCUGGAGCAGCAGCUGCGGCAGCGCGACGGCGGCGCCUUCCCGGGGCUGGGCGGCCAGGACGUGCCUUUCAUGGCCCUGCACCCCAACCCCGGCCUGAGCCACGUGCUGGAGCGCGCCGGGGGCUGGCAGAGCCGCGGGCUGGAGGCCGAGCUGGAGGCGGCGCGGCAGGAGAACCAGCGCGCCCAGCACCGCGAGGAGCACCUCAAGGCCGAGUGCGAGCGGCUGCAGGCCGAGCUCAAGCACCUGCAGGACACCCGCGAGCAGUCGGAGCGGGACAUGGCCUGGGUGAAGAAGGUGGGCGACGACCAGGUGAACCUGGCGCUGGCCUACACGGAGCUGACGGAGGAGCUGUGCCGCCUGCGCAACCUCAGCUCGCUGCAGAGCCAGAUCCUGCGGGCGCUGCUGCAGGACAAGAGCCUCAGCGGGGGCCAGCGCCACUCGCCGCUGUCGCAGUGCCACUCCCCGGCCCAGCAGCGCCGUUCGCCCGCCCCGCAGUGCCCCUCGCCCGUCCCCCCGGGCCGCUCCCAGUGCCAAUCCCCGGCCCUGCAGCGCCGCUCGCCGGGACCCCCGAGCCAGUCCCCGGCCCAGCAGCGCCGCUCGCCGGCCCCCGGCCCUUGCCAGUCGCCGGCCCAGCAGCGCCGCUCCCCGGUGCCACCUCCGAGCCAGUCGCCGGCCCAGCAGCGCCGCUCGCCGGUGCCACCGCCCUGCCCCUCGCCCGGCUCGGCGUCCCCGCACCGCCUGCCCGGCGACAGGACGGAGCUGGCCUACGCCAAGCCCUCGAGCCGCCACAUCAAGGCCGGCUUCCAGGGCCGCCGCAGCUACUCGGAGGUGACCAACGUGGCGCUGUACCAGCAGAGCCGCUCGCUCUGGCUGCAGCCCGAGGCCUCCACGCUGCCCAAGCCCCGGCCCUACGGCGAGCUGUACCUGGGGGGCGCGGGGGCGCCGCUGAGCGCCCGCGAGCCCUUCGAGGAGCACGUCCGCUUCGAGAAGCAGUCGUCGGACGAGGAGGAGUGGGCGCUGCCCAGCCCGCCCAGCCCCGAGGCCGGGGCCAUCCGCUGCGCCUCCUUCUGCGCCGGCUUCCCCGUGCCCGACCCCGACGCCGCGCACCGGACGGCGGCCGCCUACGCCCGCGCCGAGCACGCCCAGUCCUGGCCUUCCAUCAACCUGCUGCUGGAGACGGUGGACUCGGAGGUGCGGAGCUGCCCGCUGUGCCAGCUGGCCUUCCCCAUCGGGUACCCGGACGAUGCCCUGGUCAAACACAUCGACUCGCACCUGGAGAACAGCAAGAUCUGAGCCCGGGCCCCCUCCCCACCUUUGGAUGCUGCAUGGAAACACGCCGGGAGCGCCCGGCUCCCGAAAUACCUCCAAGUCUUCAGUAGCUACGGAAAGACUGAGCCCCCCGCCCUCACCCGGAGCCCCCGGAGC